Messenger RNA from Lates calcarifer (barramundi perch), 2344 nucleotides. It is a transcript of the gene slc2a15b, whose product is annotated as solute carrier family 2 member 15b. The record is from RefSeq and is a predicted model, not a curated record. Lineage: Eukaryota; Metazoa; Chordata; Actinopteri; Centropomidae. Gene Ontology annotation, cellular component: membrane. The coding region runs from base 59 to 1591 and encodes 510 amino acids. The transcript has 12 exons. Gene Ontology annotation, molecular function: hexose transmembrane transporter activity. Gene Ontology annotation, biological process: monosaccharide transmembrane transport.
UCUCAUCUCAAACGAGCAGAUCACACACGGAGAGGUCUUAUUUUUCGCGACUUGUUAAAUGGCGGAGGAACUGUUAGUGGAAAACGAUGGAAAAACAAGCGCGCAUCUCACAAAGUCACUGCUGGCGGUGGCUUUCCUGGCCUCAUUCGGCAGCUCCAUGCUCUAUGGCUACAAUUUGGCAGUGGUCAACUCGCCCGCUGAGUACAUCAAAGACUUCUACAAUGAGACAAUGAUAGAAAACUAUGACUGGACCCCAGAUGAACGUCACCUCACUGUCCUGUACUCCCUCACUGUGUCGAUCUUUGCUAUUGGUGGGAUGACAGGGGCCCUGCUAGUAGGCAGACUUGUUACCAGAUUUGGAAGGAAAGGGACGCUGGUGAGAACCACCAUGCUGGUGUUUAUAGGAGGAGCUCUGAUGGGCUUCAGUAGAACGUGCAGGAUGCCUGUGAUGGUCAUCUGUGGACGCUUCAUCACUGGGGUACACUCAGGUAUCUCUCUAAGCGCGGUGCCAAUGUACCUCAGUGAGAUCGCCCCCAAAAGCCUGCGAGGCUUCCUGGGCCUCGUUCCCAGCAUCCACAUUUGCCUCGGGGUCUUCAUCGCUCAGGUCCUGGGGCUCCAUGAGCUGCUGGGAAAGGAAGAACACUGGCCUCUUCUCCUGUCCCUGGUGGUGUUUCCUACUAUGGUCCAGCUGAUGUUGUUGCCAUGGUUUCCAGAGAGUCCACGGUACCUGUUGAUAGAGAAGGGAAAUGUGCAUGCCACCAUCGCAGCCCUAAAGUGGUACCGUGCAAAAGGAAAUAUCCAGGCAGAGGUUGAGGAGAUGCAGGAGGAGCAACGCUCUUUGUCCUCCAUCCAGACCAUUUCUGUCAGGAGCCUGCUCAUGGACCGCUGUGUCCGCUGGCAGGUCAUCACCAUCGUGGUCGUCAACAUCAGCAUGCAGCUGUCUGGCAUUGAUGCGAUCUGGUUCUACACAAAUGAAAUAUUUAAGAAUGCAGGAAUCCCAGAACCUCAUAUUCAGUACACAACAGUAGGAACUGGUGCCAUUGAGGUCAUCUCUGGGAUGCUGGGGUGUUUCACAAUCGAGCGUGUGGGGAGGAGACCUCUGAUGAUUGGCGGCUUCCUCUUCAUGGGACUCUGCUGUGCUGGGAUCACUGUGUCUGUCCUCUUACAGGCGCAGCUGACCUUCAUGCGCUACAUCAGUGUGGGCUGUGUUGUCGGGAUCAUUGCUGGCUUCUGCAUAGGUCCAGCUGGUGUGCCGUUCCUGAUCACUGCAGAGCUGUUCAAGCAGUCACACAGACCGGCUGCCUACACUGUGGCCGGCUGCCUCAACUGGUUGUCCAACUUCACCAUCGGCUUCGUCUUUCCCUUCCUAGAGAUGGCUACAGGUCCUUACUGUUACCUGAUCUUCUGUGCAAUCUGUUUGGGAGUGGCCAUCUACACCAUCUUCGUCAUUCCUGAGACCAAGAGCAAAACCUUUAUGGAGAUCAGCCAGAUGUUUGCUGCCAAGAACAACAUACUUGAAGAGGAGUUGACUCCCAAUGGUCAUUUGAAAUUGGCUAUAAUGAACGGCUAUGGAACCCUUGGUGAAAAGUAAGGGCCCAAGAAAAGGAAAGAAGAGGUGGAUCUACAUGUUAAUGAUGGUUUCUUCUCUUAGUACGGCAGAGGUAAAAGGUGUGGCCACAGGGAGAUCUGCUGCUUUAUUUGAAAACUACAAAGACCAGUGCACACAUAUGGAUAAAUCACACACGCACACACACACACACAAGAAAUAUGGAUUAGCCAAAGUGUAGCUCCUGUAAAUUAUGUGAGAUAGAAGUCAUGUGGUGUCUCAAAUCAACCAUCAGUGGCAUUUUAAUCCAUUUGUCAGCAUCUUGCAGCAUUUUUACACUGACUGAGUUGGUUUCUUACAGUGCUCUUGGAAGUUUUCAUCUCUGUAUUAGUUCCACUUCUUCUAAACACAUCCUGUGAUCACUUUGUUGUUCAUGUUUGGUGUUGAAUUCCCUCUGUUGCUCAGUACAGAGUGCAUAUAUGUACUGUAUUCAACUCUGAGGCAGUGGCAGUGCUUCCAUCAGCGUACUGAGAGUAGGUAUGAAAUCCAUCUCUGAGAUGUUUCCCUCAGCAGUUAAAGGCAAUGAGACGUCAUGUGAAUAAUAAGAUGUAUACUGUUAUUGCUUGUUUACACUGGCGAGCUCAAGGUCUUGAUAAAGAACUUGAGCUUUGUCUUGUCUUUCUUUUCAUCUUUCAGUGACUUUGUUUCUCUUUUACUUAAGAGAGCUGGAUAUUGUGGCUACUGUAGUAGUCAUUUCAUAUUUCUUGUCCAAAUAUACAGUAUGCACAUGUAUGUAAA